AAUUAAUAAGUUUUAAUUUGUUUCAGAUAAUACAAAAUGCCUUUUGAACGUCGACUGCCUCUAGCAAGGACAGACUUCAGUGUCAUCGACCGCGAGUUCAGUUCCAUCCGAGAAAAAUUCGAGCAAGAGAUGAAGUUGAUGGAAGAAGAAAUGAAUCGAUUCCGAGCUCAGCUGCUUGACAGAGAAUCACCUCGAAUCCAAAGUCAGACGACAACCUCUGGUGCCGAUGGUACCACGUAUAAAUCUGAAGUUCGCACAUGGUUGGAUGGCCUCAACUCUCCUCUCAUCCAGGAUUCUGGUGAUGGCAAGCAGUUGAGGUUACGUUUUGACGUCAGCCAAUAUCAACCAGAAGAGAUUGUUGUCAAGACAGUGGACAACAAACUCCAGGUUCAGGCAAAACAUGAAGAGAAAACUGAUACCAAAUCUGUAUAUCGUGAAUACAACAGAGAAUUCCUCCUACCCAAAGGAACGAAUCCUGAGAUGAUAAAAUCCUCACUAUCAACAGAUGGUGUUCUGACAGUUGAAGCACCUCUUCCUACAGCCAUAGAAUCAGGAGUGCAUAUGAUUCCAAUUGAAAAUAAAUAGAGUAAAAACUUUCCAUUCUUUCUGGGCUGUACAAGUUUCAAAUGUGACUUCCUGCAUAUCUAUUUUUUCAAGAUUUUAAUACUAUAUUGUAAUGCAAAUUGCAAACUUAUGUAUUUAUACGCAGUGUAAAAACACUUUGAUGUAAAAUUGAGUAUCUAUUGCUUUAUAGUAACACUUAUUGUUCCAUCACCUGAUUUAUUAAUUACAUAUUUGUUUUAACAAUUUAAAAUACAUCUGUGAUGUUUAUUAAGACCAUACUGAAUUAAUAAAAUAUGAUGUAAUCUUUU
This is a messenger RNA of Stegodyphus dumicola, 872 nucleotides long. Its product is annotated as alpha-crystallin A chain-like. Gene Ontology annotation, biological process: response to heat; protein refolding. The record is from RefSeq and is a predicted model, not a curated record. NCBI's taxonomy places the organism in Eukaryota, Metazoa, Arthropoda, Arachnida, Araneae, Eresidae. Gene Ontology annotation, cellular component: nucleus; cytoplasm.